AUGGAUGCUCUUGCUGGCAGCCCCCUUGGGUGGCUCUGUGUGGGUGUCACCGUGCUGUUUGGGGUGGCUGUGCUCCACUUGGCCAAGUGGAGCCCGUCGGAGCAAGCGAGGAUGCUGGUGUGGAGCCUCCUGCCCGCCUGGCUGGGGCUGCUGUGCGUGGCCGUGCUGGGUGAUGGUGGGGCUGGUGGGGGGCUGGCCAUGCUGUGCGCCGCAGCCCUCGCCGUGGCCCUCGCCUCUGCCGCGUGCCGGGGCAGCGGGGCGAUGCUGCCUGUGGGCGACAAAGCUGUGCUCGUCACAGGAAGCGACACUGGGAUUGGGCAUGCGCUGGCUAAAUACCUGGAUAACUUAGGGUUUGUAGUGUUUGCUGGGGUUUUGAAUAAGGAUGGACCUGGAGCUGAGGAACUGAGACGGACCUGUUCUCAGAGACUCUCUCUUCUGCAGCUGGAUAUAACAAAUCCUACCCAAGUCAAGGAAGCCUAUCUAAAAGUCUCGGACAAGGUGCAAAAUACAGGGCUCUGGGGAGUUGUGAACAAUGCGGGCGUCCUGGGCUUCCCUGCUGAUGGCGAGCUGCUCCCCAUGAGCAUGUACAGGCAAUGCAUGGAGGUGAACUUCUUCGGGGCUGUAGAGGUGUCCAAGACCUUCUUACCGUUACUUCGGAAAUCCCAGGGGAGGCUGGUUAACAUGUCCAGCAUGGCAGGAGGCAUUCCACUACGGAGGUAUGCUGCAUACGGUGCAUCAAAAGCAGCCCUGUCCAUGUUUUCUGGAGUAAUGAGGCAAGAGCUUUCUGAUUGGGGAAUUAAAGUUGCUGCAAUUCAUCCGUCAGGCUUCCGAACAGGUAUACUAGGCACACCUGAGCUGUGGGAUAAGCAAGAAAAGGAGCUGAUGGAGAACCUCCCAGCAGACACAAGACGAGACUAUGGUGAGGACUACCUGCUGGGGCUGAAGAGCUACCUCCUGCACGUGGCCGCGUACUGCGACGCUGACCUCUCCCCCGUGCUGAGCGCUAUCCUGCACGCUUUGCUGGCCAAGAGACCACACGGCUUGUACAACCCUGGCAAAGGGGCUUAUGUGGCCCUCUGCGCCUUCUGCUACUUGCCUCUCUGGUUCUAUGACUUUUUCGUUAGUAAAAAGCCGAGUACUGAGUCUGUCCCAAGGGCUCUGAGAACAUCAGGAGCUGAGAGCAAGAAUCUUUGA
This is a messenger RNA of Opisthocomus hoazin, 1194 nucleotides long. It is a transcript of the gene HSD17B2, whose product is annotated as hydroxysteroid 17-beta dehydrogenase 2. Lineage: Eukaryota; Metazoa; Chordata; Aves; Opisthocomiformes; Opisthocomidae. Gene Ontology annotation, cellular component: intracellular membrane-bounded organelle. The record is from RefSeq and is a predicted model, not a curated record. Gene Ontology annotation, biological process: steroid metabolic process. Gene Ontology annotation, molecular function: testosterone dehydrogenase (NAD+) activity; estradiol 17-beta-dehydrogenase [NAD(P)+] activity.